This is a messenger RNA of Branchiostoma floridae (Florida lancelet), 5419 nucleotides long. Its product is annotated as thyrotropin receptor-like. Gene Ontology annotation, biological process: G protein-coupled receptor signaling pathway. The coding region runs from base 1 to 3060 and encodes 1019 amino acids. The record is from RefSeq and is a predicted model, not a curated record. Lineage: Eukaryota; Metazoa; Chordata; Leptocardii; Amphioxiformes; Branchiostomatidae. Gene Ontology annotation, cellular component: membrane. Gene Ontology annotation, molecular function: G protein-coupled receptor activity; protein binding; protein-hormone receptor activity. The transcript has 11 exons.
AUGACUGCCAAUGACGUCACAGUGAACUUGGCGACCAGUUCGGAAAGUCACACGAUGUUGAUUUCCUCGAUAAGUUGUACCAGUAGCGGCUGUGCAUCUCCGAGUAAGAAGUGGCCGCUCAGGUGUGACUCCUGGCCAUCUAAGAUGGUUCCGCCGGUCGCAAGUCUGCUGCUGCUGGUCCUGACGACUUCUUGCUCUCCCCCAGCCGCGGAGGCGUGCCCGCAUGACUGCGACUGUGCCGCGGGUUCAGACCGGGGCACGGCGGUGGUAUGCCGGGGUCCUGCCGUCACAGCAGUUCCCAGUAACAUCCCCAACGGCACAGUCACACUGGAGUUCCACCAGACGGCCAUCCCCAGCUUGACGGCCGGCGGGAUGCCAACGGCGGCGCUGAGCAACCUCACCUUGAUAAAGUUCCAAGAAGACACUUCAUUAGCCCAGAUCGAGCCGGGAGCCUUCGACGGCCUCACCAAUCUGCAGUACAUUGAGUUCCGGAGAGUCAGCAGUCUUCAUAACCUGAGGAACUUUACAGGAACCAUUCCUUCACUGAAGAAGCUGUCUCUCGUCAACUGCGGACUGACAUCCAUUCCAGACUUCAGUCGUUUGAUGUCUGCCGAGCUAACCGUGGAAAUCGAUCUGGAGUUUAAUCAGAUCACAUCGGUCCCGACCAGAGCCUUCAGCAGCUUACCCGAGAACGUCCACACCGUAGAGCUAGAGUUUAACCAGAUCCGAAGUGUGGCAUCCCGAGCGUUCUCCGGCAGUAACAUCUACAACCUAUACCUGCAGUACAACAGCCAGUUGACGUCUCUCGCUGAUGACGCCUUUGAGGGAAUCAGGCAGCUGACUCGCCUCGACUUGUCUGGCACGAGUAUCACCAGGCUGCCCACGCGAGGGCUGCAGUCACUGACGGUCCUGACGGUCAAGGACACGCCAACUCUCAAGGACUUUCCCGCCAUCACCAACUUCUUCCUGCUGCAGGAGGCAACUCUGACGUACGCAGCGCACUGCUGCGCCUUCAAGUACCAGAGAGCAGAGUUGCAGUUCGGCACUCAGGCGGGUACCCCGGCGGCUUGUGUCACCACAGCCACGCCGGCACCGCACCAGGGAAGCGGCGGUGUGCUUACCGGGAGGAAACGGAGACGUGUAGGCGAGGCGUCUCGGAGCGCCGACCCGUUUAACCAGCUCUCGACCCCCGUCCCAUACUCAGGUGGUGGCGGGUCGUCACUAAGCGGAGGGGGAGAACGUGUGACUUCCCAGGGAACUACACUUGCCGAGAGGACCCGAACAAUAAGAGACACUGGCAGUGGCUUAGGAGGGACAACCAGUCGACGACCAAGUACAGAGCCUGUACAUACUCCACAGACUGACGGGGGAGGGUGGCCAGGAGGGGGUGGGUGGCCUGGUGAGGGGGGUUGGCCUGGUGGGGGUGUGGUGUGGCCGGGUGAGGGGGGUUGGCUGUCACCCAUACCCCCUGUAGACCAAAACGUGACUGGAAUCAGCUGUGGGGAAGUGGUAGAUCUGCAGGAGGACUUCACGUGCCGACCCGAACCCGACGACUUCAACCCGUGCGAGGACAUCACCGGCUACGUCUGGCUGCGCGUCAUCAUCUGGUUCGUGUCUCUCCCGGCUGUCUUCGGAAACCUGCUGGUCGUGCUGGUGCUGCUGCUCACCAAGACCAAGAUGAACGUCGCCAAGUUCCUCAUUUGUAACCUAGCCUUUGCGGACUUCUGCCUGGGGUUCUACCUGCUGAUGCUAGCGGCUGCAGACAUUUACAGCUCACACAGCUACUACACGUGGGCCAUCGUGUGGCAGACCGGCGGGGGGUGCCAGGUGGCCGGGUUCCUGACCAUGUUCGGCAGCGUCCUGUCAAUCUUCACGCUCACCUUCAUCACGGUGGAGCGCUGGUACGCCAUUACCUACGCUAUCCACCUGGACAAGAGAGUCACCAUGCGCUUGGCAACUAGGGUGAUGGUGUUGGGAUGGAUCGCUGCCAUCGUUAUGGGAUUGCUGCCUCUGGUGGGAGUCAGCAGCUACUCCUGGACCAGCAUCUGCCUGCCGAUGGACACGACCGACCCCCACGACUUGGGCUACGUCGCCACGACCAUGAUCAUCAGUGUGCUGGCCUUCGGUCUUAUCUGUGGCUGUUACAUCGGGAUGUACCUCGCUGUGCGACACACGGAUGGGGCCUACGGGAUAGAGGCCAAAAAGAACGACGCUAAGGUGGCCAAACGGAUGGCUAUUCUGGUCUUUACAGACUUCGCCUGUUGGUUCCCCAUAGCACUAUUUGGUAUCACCGCUGCCUUCGGGCAUCCUCUCAUCGAUGUCACGAAUUCCAAGAUCCUGCUGGUCAUCUUCUACCCGAUCAACUCGUGCGCUAACCCGUUCCUGUACGCCAUCUUCACGAAAACGUUCCAUCGAGACUGUGUCACGACUCUGGCGCGGUUCGGGUUCUGUCAGGCGAAGGCCAUGCAGUAUCGCGGCACCGUGUACUCCAACACUGCGUCUGUUGCAGGCCGCCACAGUCAGAGCACCAUGAGUUCAGUGCACAAGGUCUCCACAAAGUGUAACCAUUCUCACGCGUCCUUAAAGACCCAGUGCGCGAGCUGCUCCACUCCAAAGUCAACACGGACCAUGACCAAAACGUCCAUACCCAUGACGUCGCUAUUCAAAAGUCCCAACAGUAAGAAAACCCAGGCUGUAGAAAUUAACCACACCGCCAUAGUAAAUGGCACCCCAAAAAACGCUAAUCCAGAUGGCAAGCAGACAAAAGACGAGAACGACAAGGACAAAGCUGCCAUCAGGAAAAAACUGAGCAUUGUAAAUGAAGCGUCCGAAGGGACGUCAGUAGCCGAAGACUCGACUGUAGGUAAAGAGGCAAAAGAAGAGCCCAUAGUGCUGUCGGAAGAAUCUCGAAAAAAGACAGACUCUUCCGACACACUGUCGGAGGGGUGUAGCAGUAGUAGCAGUUCUAGUAGUAGAGAAAGUAUUUCAGAAAAACCUCCCCCUAUCCGUGUGGACGGUGACGACACCAUAACAAUAUCUCUCCCCAAAACAUGGAUAUGAUAUGAUAACGGGUAUUGGGGCCUUCCGUCCAAGUUAAUUACUACACAACACCAAGAACAGUAAAAACUUGUAGACUUGCAUUAGGGAGCGAGGUCGUUUAAAAGUUUGAAGUUUUGAGGUGCCAGUGUACAUGUGUACAGGUACGUUUUACACGAACUUUCCUUUAUCGUGUAAUUCAAAGAAAGAGUUUCUUUAUUUGAAGUGCCAUUCCAACUUCAAAGUAACCUGUAUUUGUGGAAAGACAUGAUUAAAAUAAUUUCAGGCAUAUCUGAGCGAUUUGGGGACUACAAACGAUCAAAAACGUGCGAUAGGACAUUUUAAUGUCCUAAAUCUCAUUACCAAGUUGGAACUGAGAGAAACUCCAUAAACAUUGGAUAGCCAGGUCUUCACCUCGAGGGGUGAUACAAGGAAUAUUAUCGAGACGGUGUGCAGACAACUACUAAUAAGUGCAAGACAAUUCGAGCGUCUUCACUGGUAGAGAGAGUAGAAAUAACGAACAGAAAUAACACGUCUUGUUUAUCAGACCUUUGGUCAUUACAAUGAUUAGUCAUUAUGCUACAGUGGAGCCUUGUGAAUCCAUCCAAACAUCCCUAGGGAGAGAUCUACAGCUGUUUACCACAGAUAAAAGGUAUAAGACAAUUAAUAUUGACAUCAGGUCCUGGUGUUAUCAGCAGUUACAACCAUCAAUAUCGCUAAUGAUGACUUGAGGUUUUGUGAAAUCAUCUGAACAUCUCCAUGUGUGAUAAUCAAAGACUUGCCAGUGUAAUCAAAGUGCAUACUAAUAUAACUCAAGUUGUUUUUCAGACACUGCCUUAGCCUUUAAGUGGACAGACCUGUCAAAUUGAAUCUAUGAAAUCAUUAGUACCUGUAAAUAAACAGCUUAAAUUCGCAUUUGCAAAGAUGAAACUUUCCCGCUGUGUUGAAAAACAAGACUGCUGCCCCAGGGUUUACGCUAGGUCGUGUUCUUGUGCAGAACACGAUUAUCUGGCUAUUCAGCAAUGCAGGAUAUGACAAAUGGCAGGAACUGGGAGAUAACAUAUCUUGAUGAACAAACUCAAUCAUGCCUACAUUGUUACGUUCGAAAAGCACGUUGCCAUCCAGCCACAAAGUAUAUACUGUGUAAAAAGUACGUAGUUUCAACAUUGUCAAUAACGCAUAAACCAGAAGCAUUGAGAGACCUUAUAUUCUACAGGUGCGUAUAAACCUGUACCGUACGAGAGUAUUGUAUGUUAGAAUGGAUGAAAAACAACAGGCGGAUGAUCUCGAUGCUUAAGUUCAGAACGCGAUUUCACUUACUAUUAUUGGGCAUCACUGCUAUAUACAACGAACUCGAUAUAUCUAGAUUACAUUAAGACGGAGGUUAACAACCUGUAAACAUGGAAGUUGUGUGUCUUCUUAAUGGCAAAGAUUCCUGCUAUCUACUAGUAUUACUGGAGCACUAAGGAGUCGUAAGAGACACAAUCCAAACCUAAACGACCGUUUUGCUUACAAUAAGACGACGCGUAAGUGCCAAAGAUGGAUGAACUUGAUUGUCUCUUGCAAUGGACCAUUACAUUGGGUACCAAAAAGAAGAUAAGACAAUAUCCAAGUCCAAUGAAUGCGCUGGUCUUAGGAGCCAAACGAGAUUAAAGCUACCGGGCUUUCUGUCAGGAUCUGUCCGGUCUCAUCACAGACGGACAGGGAGGGUGACUAAGGAGGGUUUGUCAUUUUACAUAGGAUGGUCUCCCCGGUGGAGAACGACGAGCAAUGUACUAAGGCAGUGCCCAGAUGGGAAAAGGUGUACAUAAUGAUACCACUUUUGUAAAGUUCAUAGUGCAUAGACAUAUCACAUUGUUAUUGUAUUAGAUAAGUUAGGUACAUAUAUAUGUAUAUGUUAUGUAUACGCAAUAUAUCUGUGUGGCUCGAUGCCUUAUCACCAGUCAACAUCUGACAUCCGUGUAAUGUAAUGUAUUUGUACUGGAUAUAACCAGCACUGUGUUUACAUCUACAACUGAGGACAACAGAAAGAGACGUGUGCCGUGAUAUUUCUAUAAACCAAGAGAAUUAAUAUCUAUUGUAUAUACACUGUACAUACUGGCUAAGGCGACUUAUCUAUCCCAUACUUCAUGGUAUGGCAACUAUCUUUCCGAGUUGUGGUAAAUACUAAGGGUCAUUUUGUUGAUCACGAUUGCCGGUCCAUGGUGUCUAUAUAUAGUUCAUGGCUGAGUAACGCACUGCAGUGAUAUGUGAAUGUAGGGAGUGUACUUGCAAGCGCCUCGUUAGACUUUGUGACCGCAGACCAGAAUGUUGUCCCGUUCUCCGACUGAUGUAGCUACGUGAGUGACGGAUGAUAUAUCACCAUUACAGAUUAUGAACUGUU